This is a messenger RNA of Syngnathus acus (greater pipefish), 3585 nucleotides long. It is a transcript of the gene baiap2a, whose product is annotated as BAR/IMD domain containing adaptor protein 2a. Lineage: Eukaryota; Metazoa; Chordata; Actinopteri; Syngnathiformes; Syngnathidae. The record is from RefSeq and is a predicted model, not a curated record. Gene Ontology annotation, cellular component: cytosol; nucleoplasm. Gene Ontology annotation, biological process: positive regulation of actin filament polymerization; actin crosslink formation; actin filament bundle assembly. The transcript is spliced from 15 exons. Gene Ontology annotation, molecular function: protein binding; cytoskeletal adaptor activity. The coding region runs from base 159 to 1943 and encodes 594 amino acids.
CACCGACCGGCCGUCAGCUGAGCCCUGAAAAAGGAAGGCGAGUUGAUUCAGUUGCAGUAGGAUUUCGGCCGUGUGAUAUCGUCUCUCGGCCUCACAGGUCCCCUGGCCCCAUUUGCUCCAGUUUUCACGCGGAUACACGUUUAGAGGAAAUAUCUUUUAUGGUCCUGGCUGAAGAUUGCACUAUGUCUCGCACCGACGAGGUUCACCGAGUGACGGAAAACGUCUACAAGACAAUCAUGGAACAGUUCAACCCUUGCUUGCGAAACUUUGUUGCCAUGGGGAAGACCUACGAGAAGGCCCUUGCCAAUGUCACAUUCGCCGCCAAAGGCUACUUUGACGCUCUGGUGAGAAUGGGCGAGCUAGCCAGCGAGAGUCAAGGAUCCAAAGAUUUAGGUCUGAAUGUUUCUGUCCUUGGCUCAAUGUCGCUCUUUUGCGUUCCUUUUCCUGGACAAUGCACUGCACUUUCUGAAGAGGCAGCUUGCGACGUGCUCUUCCAAAUGGCAGAGGUCCACCGACAGAUCCAAGUGCAGCUGGAGGAGAUGCUGAAGUCUUUCCACACUGAGCUGCUGUCGGAGCUGGAGAAGAAGGUGGAGCUGGAUGCUCGCUACCUGGCUGCGGCCCUGAAGAAGUACCAAGUGGAGCACAAGAACAAAGGGGAGAGUCUGGAGAAGUGUCAAGGGGAGCUGAAGAAGCUCCGCCGGAAGAGCCAAGGCAGCAAGAACCCGUCCAAGUAUGGCGAGAAGGAGAUGCAGUUUGUGGAGACCAUCAGCAGCAAGCAGAGCGAGCUGGACACCUUCAUCGCUGAGGGAUACAAGACGGCCUUGUCGGAGGAGCGCCGGCGCUACUGCUUCCUGGUGGACCGCCAGUGUGCCGUGGCCAAAAACAGCAGCACCUACCAUGGCAAGGGUAAAGACCUUCUGACCCAGAAGAUCCCAGUCUGGCAGCAGGCCUGCUCGGACCCCAACAAGCUCCCUGAGAGGGCCGUGCUGCUGGCCCAGCAGAUGGGCUCGGCCGCCUCGAGCAGCGCCAGCCCCCUGCACACUUCCAAAUCCAACCUGGUUAUCUCUGACCCCAUUCCCGGGGCCCAGCCCCUUCCCGUGCCGCCCGAGCUGGCCGUUUUCAUGGGUGGUGGCCUCGGGCACCAGGCGAGGCUGAUGGGCCCCGAUGGCAUGUCCGUGGUCAACGGGACGACGGGAGUCCACGGCGAGGAAUACUGGCCAGACGGAGGGACCCUGUCCCAAGUCAGGCCUUCGUCUCCGCAGGCCCAGGUGCAAGCGCAGGCCCAAGCGCAGGCGCAGGCUCAGCCUCAGAGACAGGUCAGCGACGUCUACUCCAACACCCUCCCUGUCCGCAGGCCGGGUCCCGCCAAGAACAAGAACCCUGUAGGUGAGACACGGACCCUCCCCCGGUCCAGCUCUAUGGCAGCGGGCCUGGAGAAGAACGGGCGCUCCCGCGUACAAGCCAUCUUUUCGCACGCCGCCGGCGACAACGGCACCCUGCUCAGCUUCUCCGAGGGCGACGUCAUCACCCUGCUGGUGCCCGAGGCCCGCGAUGGCUGGCACUAUGGCGAGAACGAGAAGAACAAAAUGCGUGGCUGGUUCCCAUUCUCCUACACGCGAGUGCUGCCCGAGACCGAUGGCGAGAAGCUGAAAGUGAACCUGCAUCACGGGAAGAGCAGCAGCACGGGCAACCUUCUAGAGAGUGACCAAUCCCUGCCCACACCCGACUACGGCCUGACCGCCCGACUUUUGGCGCAGAGUCUGGCGCAGAGCCGCCCCAGGCCCUACAGCAUGGCGGCCUUUGGCACUCAGCCCGGUGUCUUUCAGCCUGCUGUCGAGGAUUAUGACGGCCGCUUUGCCACAAGUAGCGGUUGGUGGGUGGAGGAUUGCGUUGAGAGUCGGGGCGGGGCCUACCUGCUCGGCGUGCAGCGAUACGGACUCUGAGCAACGGCAGGCACGUGUGGACUGACUGCCCUUGCUCGCCUGCUUUGUCUUUUUUUUUUUUUUUUUUUUUUGCCGUGCAUGUACGCACUUGUCUUUUUUUGUGGCUCUCAAUAAGGAGUACAGCGUGGUCGCAACCCAUAAAAGUUGCAAAAGACAAAAUGGUGCUUUGAAAUGCAAAAUCACAAGGGAAGGCUGUGCAGGGACGAUGCGAUCAGUCGCGCUUACACCUGAUUUAUUUUGGUGUUGGCACUGCAUGGAGAGAGUGACCUCCCCACCCCCCGCGCAAGAUUUUUCUCAAAAUAGGACAGGCAACAUCAGACGGUGGUGCCCAAAGAUACAAGCGACCUGACUUAAGUCUUUCCAGAUAUGAGCCGUUGGUCGGUCAAUUGAUUAUUUUAUUUAUUUUCUGCUUUGACUUUGCAAGCAACAAAGUCAACUCACGUCACAAGCAGCAGUUUUGCAUAACUAAAAAAAAAAAAAAAAUUAAAACAAACACUUCAAACUAUUCAUUGCCACUCGUUAACCUUCAAAGUCAAUGUAAAGCAAAGAACUACACUGUGUAUUUACAAUGACCACAUCACGUUGCCUUCAAAUUUGCGAGCUCAAGUGCCAUGGAUGGAUGAACCAAUAGCGCACGUCUGUCUCGAGUGCUUUAAGCAAAGAAUAUUUGGAGACAAACAACAGAGAAACCCAUGUAGGCAGACCGUAGGAAAAUACUCCCAGGCACAUCUUCUCUGCAAAAAUCUACCUGUGACCGUCUUCAUGUGCUGUAUAUCGUUGUCUUCUUCUGCCCCCACGUGGCCAAGGUGUGUACAUCAUAAGCAGCAGCUCAAUGUCCAUUGAAUCGAAGUCUUUCAUGGAACAAAAUGGUCACGUUCUCAUCACCUGCAACCUUAGUUUACCAUUGCCAAAAAUACAAACGGGAAUGAAUUGAACUUGUCUAUUGUCUCACGGCGGCACGUACAGUAUAAUAGAAUGGUACAUAAUUAUUCUUUUGUGGAGGUUUUUUGGGAUGGGAGGGGGGGGGAGAUGUUUUUUCUGAAAAAUGUAACCAUACCAUCACUGCAACCUUUGGUUGUAAAACGUUGACAAGACAAAAAGAGGGAUUUGGACAGAGGGGUGUGUUCACUUGAUAGACGUUUUCUGCUGCAUAUCCUGGCGGGUGUGUUGGAUGCCUUACACGCUGCUUCUGCCUGUCUUUACCCCCCUUCCCCUUUUUUGGUGCAGGCGAGCUUGAGCAACAUCUCUCGAAUCAAUAUCUAUAUGUGACUCGUUUGUAUCCGUCCACCCAAUUGCACCAUUUCCUUCUUUUUGAAUUUGGUCUUCUUUGUGCAAAUGGCCGCGUUGGAUAAGCGCUGUGAGUUUGUGGAUGAUUAGCGGCCAUCUUUUCUCUUCAUUUCCUUUGCUGCUCGCUCUGUUUUUUUUUUUCUUUUCUGAUUGUAUUCCCCAGUGCUUUUGUAGUUCCUUUCCUCUCCAAACUAUGGGUGUCCUUGUUCAAAAACACUGAGUAGUUGUUUUAUCUUAUGCAUGCCGUGGAGGGAUAUCAGAAAAUGUGAUUUAAAAAAAAAAAAAAAACAGACCUUGAAUGUAUGGUGACUUUUUACAAAAGGUAUUCUAAAUAAAGCUUAACUCUCUAUAUUAA